CUUUUCCGAGAUUGAAUCAUAAUAUCCCAGUUAAAAAAAUGAAAAAAGGAAAGACAAAUGAAAGAAAAGUACACUCCCCUCCCGGCCUAAGCCACUUCAAGCUGAGCCCAUUUCCCAGCCCGGCCAUGGCAGCACAUCCAUAAAGUGUGGACCUUCACACGCAGCCUCCUCUUCAGUUCUUCCUUUUUUUUGGUUUUUCGUCUCUCACAUUCAGUACCAGACCGAGAGUCCCCCACUUUGUCGAUCAAUCUUCAGCCUUGUCUUCCUCCCGAAGGUCCAAAAAGGCUGUUACAAUUUUCAGUGGGUUAAGGCCAAUAGCAUUACUAGGUGUGAGAAAGAAGGUCUGAAUUGUAGCAUAAAGUUGUAGAACCGAUGGCGUUGAGGCAGGUUUUAGGGUUCUCGGAUGGCGAGUUGAUGAGGUCGGAUUGCAAACCUUGUUCCAGAUUGAUGAGACAGACUGCCGGUAUUUUCACUGUUGGCGGAUCAUUGGGAUUCUGGAUCCUUUGCCGAUUGCAUUACGGUCCGAGAAUUACAGUUCCGAGGAGUCUUCGGUGGGCAGCUUGUGGAGCGGUAUCUGUGAGCUCUUCCACUGCUUUGCUGGUUCGGUUGUUUAGUCCAGAGUGCGAGCCCCAAAACAUAGCUACUUAUGACAAGGGAAAGUAGCACUAGAUUCAUGAAGGUUGUAUCGUCGUUCUAAGUAAGUUAUGUCGGAUUUGUUAAUCGUUACAGAGGAGUGAUUCCAUGAUGGAUAUUUCGAUUGAUGUAAGAUAUGCCUUGAAAUGGACGUAAACAUUUCGAGUAUCGAAUUAACAGGACUAAGAAUCCUGCUUUUGUUGCAUAAAAGUUUAUCGUCUUUCUUAUACGAUGCGUCUAAUGAGCAAUUUCUCUUAGCAGGAGCCCUUGAAUCUCCUGAAUUUCGGACCUU
Malus domestica (apple) is the source of this 925-nucleotide messenger RNA. RefSeq lists its product as uncharacterized. Lineage: Eukaryota; Viridiplantae; Streptophyta; Magnoliopsida; Rosales; Rosaceae. The record is from RefSeq and is a predicted model, not a curated record.